CUCUUCAGCACCUGUUGCCUUCACUAGCAGCUUUUCCUCCUCCUCUUCCCUGCACUCCUCAGAACCAAAGAAUGUGAAGGGGGUCCAUGGAGGGCUCACGUCCCCGCGCCUCGGGCGGCCACCUAGCGCCGUCGCCACCGGCCUUCGACGGCGAACUGGAUCUGCAGCGCUACUCCAACGGGCCAGGCGUAAGCGCCGGGUCUCCGGGGAUGGGAGCAGUGGGCUGGUCUGACAGUCGCACAGGUGAACGGCGCUUCCCCUGCCCUGUAUGCGGGAAGCGCUUCCGCUUCAACUCUAUCCUGGCUUUGCACCUACGGGCGCACCCAGGCGCCCAGGCCUUCCAGUGCCCGCAUUGCGGCCACCGUGCUGCGCAGCGGGCCCUGCUGCGCUCGCACCUGCGCACGCACCAGCCUGAGCGCCCGCGAAGCCCCGCCGCGCGCCUGUUGCUGGAGUUGGAGGAGCGCGCGCUACUGCGAGAAGCGCGGCUGGGAAGACCCCGAAGCUCAGGGGGCCUGCAGGCCACCCCUGCCACCGAGGGCCUGGCGCGGUCCCAGGCUCCUUCGUCGUCCGCCUUCCGUUGCCCCUUCUGCAAAGGCAAGUUUCGCACCGCGGCGGAGCGCGAACGCCACCUGCACAUUCUGCACAGGCCCUGGAAAUGCGGCCUGUGCAGUUUCGGCUCCAGCCAGGAGGAGGAGCUGCUGCAUCACAGCCUGACGGCCCACGGAGCUCCUGAGCGCCCCCUGGCGGCCACCUCGGCUGCACCCCAGCCUCAGCCUCCACCCCAGCCUCAGCCUCCACCCCAGCCUGAACCCAGAUCCGUCCCUGAGCCCGAGCCGGAGCCUGAACGUGAGGCAACCCCCGUCUCCGCUCCUGCUGCUCCCGAGGAGCCCCCCGCGCCUCCGGAGUUCCGCUGUCAAGUGUGUGGCCAGAGCUUUACGCAGUCCUGGUUUCUCAAGGGCCACAUGCGCAAGCAUAAGGCCUCCUUCGAUCAUGCAUGUCCUGUUUGUGGCCGCUGCUUCAAGGAGCCCUGGUUCCUUAAGAACCACAUGAAGGUGCACGCCAGCAAGCUGGGCCCACUGCGUGCCCCGGGGCCUGGUUCUGGGCCUGCCCGGGCCCCCCAGCCUCCUGACCUGGGCCUGCUUGCCUAUGAGCCUCUGGGUCCCGCGCUCCUCUUGGCCCCGGCGCCCACCCCGGCUGAGCGCCGUGAGCCUCCGAGCCUCCUGGGAUACCUGAGCCUGCGAGCCGGCGAGGCCCGGCCCAAUGGUGAGGGCGCUGAGCCUGGGGCUGGCCGCAGCUUUGGAGGCUUCCGCCCACUGCCCUCUGCUCUCCCAGGCCGGGCUCGCCGGCACCGCGCGGAGGAGCCAGACGAGGAAGAGGAGGUGGUGGAGGCAGAGGAAGAGACCUGGGCCCGGAGCAGGGCGGUGGGCCCUCUGGCUUCACUGCCCCCGCGCCCGGGCGAGGGCCCAGGGCACUCUGCGACUGCUGCGGGGGCCCCGGCGAGGUCCACCGCCACGCAGGAAGAGAAUGGGCUCUUAGUUGGAGGGACCCGGCCUGAAGGGGGCCGGGGGGCCACUGGCAAGGACUGCCCCUUUUGUGGGAAAUCCUUCCGCUCAGCACAUCACCUCAAAGUGCACCUGCGAGUGCACACAGGAGAGCGCCCGUACAAGUGUCCGCACUGCGACUACGCGGGCACCCAGUCCGGGUCGCUCAAGUAUCACCUGCAGCGCCACCACCGGGAGCAGAAGAGCGGGGCAGGCCCCGGGCCUCCUCCGGAGCCGCCACCCCCUUCCCAGAGGGGUGCAACCCAGUCAUCGGGAGCCAAGCCAGCUGCGCAGCCUGCGACCUGGGUGGAGGGCACAGCGAGCUCCCGGCCUCCCUCGAGCGGCGCCACGUCGGGGUCCCGUCGGAAGCCCGCCAGCCCCGGGAGGACCCUGCGCAAUGGGCGAGGCGGUGAGGCCGAACCCCUCGACCUGUCCCUGCGGGCAGGGCCGGGAGGCGAGGCUGGGCCGGGGGGUGCCCUCCACCGAUGCCUCUUCUGUCCCUUCGCCACUGGAGCCCCCGAGCUCAUGGCCUUGCACCUGCAAGUGCACCACAGCCGCAGGGCUCGGGGCCGAAGGCCGCCCCAGGCCGAUGCAUCCCCGCCCUAUGCCCGAGCACCAUCCGGAGAGACCCCUCCCAGUCCUCCGCAGGAAGGGGAGGAGGGCCCCGGGCUACUGCGUUCAGGAGAGGCUGGGCUGGGGGGGCAAGAAAGGUAGGGAGCCCUCUUAGGGGCUGUUAGCUUAGUGAGUUUACCCCGCAGGAGCGGGGCCGCGCUAGAGGUAGUUGGGUAGAGCAGCCAGCAGGGGGCAGCGUGGGACCCAUAUCCCAGCCCCGGGCAGACCAGAGGUGGAGGAGGCAGAGGGCGUUAGGAGGGUGGGUGGGCGAUACCCAUCCAGCCCAAGAGAGAGUCACAGUGCCUUAGAAGUGGCAGGGGUGAGGAUCAAAGAAUGGGGUCCCAGGGCUGGCAGAGAGGAGUGUUCCUGGUGAGGGGCAGCUUUGUCAGUCUUUGCUGGUCCAUAGGCGUGAGAGUUUAUUUUUGUACAAUGGGUGGGGGUGGGGGCACUGUACCCUUCUAGCCCCUCCAGGGGCCCUGUAGACGUUGCUAUUUUUGGUACGAUUCCUGUCAUCCCUGUCGCAGAGUUGUGUCCCCAAUAAACAGGUGUCUUGAGGCACA
Messenger RNA from Physeter macrocephalus (sperm whale), 2713 nucleotides. RefSeq names its product zinc finger protein 219 (gene ZNF219). Gene Ontology annotation, cellular component: nucleus. Lineage: Eukaryota; Metazoa; Chordata; Mammalia; Artiodactyla; Physeteridae. The transcript is spliced from 4 exons. Gene Ontology annotation, biological process: regulation of DNA-templated transcription. The record is from RefSeq and is a predicted model, not a curated record. Gene Ontology annotation, molecular function: RNA polymerase II cis-regulatory region sequence-specific DNA binding; DNA-binding transcription factor activity, RNA polymerase II-specific. The coding region runs from base 87 to 2255 and encodes 722 amino acids.